GUGCUUCCGGUGGCCGAGGCUACUGGAUGCGGAGAGCCUUCGCGUCCGCUCCGGUGCUGGGUUCGAACCUAGCCACACCUUUGGCGGCCUGGACCUCUGGGCCCCGGGCCCGGCUCAGACACACCUCUGUGUGGUCCCUGGAGCCCCUUGCGGUAUUUUCGAGGGUUUUGACAUCUCGUGCUCCAAACCUAAAAGAAGAGCUCUACGACCCCGGAAGCGCUUCUACACCCACGCCCGGAAGUAGCGAAAAAGAAAGUGCGCAGUAAUCUCGGAAGUGCGCCACGCGGCUCCAACGCCACGCCGGGGCUUUGCAAAACCUGCGGUUGUCGCCAUUUUGCCACGGCGCCUUGGAAUCCAAAGCCAUCGCGGAACUUGGUCCUCCCUGAACACGGAAAACUGUGACGGGUUGCUGAAAGAAUCGGGCAAGGCCCCAAAGAGGCCAGAGCGGCACUCAGGUAGGGCCCCCCUGGUAAAUGCAGAGGCCCCCUGGGAGCCCGCUGACGUGUCCCCUCCAGCCGGCCACCUCAUAACGACGCCUCACGUUCCGGAGAGGCCAGCGCCCCGCAAGAGCCUGAGAACACAGAAAAAGGACUUGCAGCGCCUUUGAGUUGCGGUCUUCCCCGGAGCGCGUCCUGCCAGGGCGCCACCUCCCCACCGUGCCGCCAUUGCCGGUGUGGGUGCAGCCUUUAAAGACUGAUUGCCGGGAGCGUUCGGGGCUCCUUUGGUUGGCGGAAUCCCCUUAGCCCCAACCCAUCUGCACGCUGUUAAACCCCUUCUGGGAGAAAUGGCUUCUCUAGAGGAUGCCCACCGCCUUGGGGGUAAGACCCCUAUCCAGAGCUCCUCAGACUCUGAACCUGCAGCCAGAGCUGAGGGACAACACAGGGAGGCCGCGGAAUCAAACAAGGUCAAGGGAAAGAGUGCUAUGUUGCACGACCUGACCUCUCCUUCCAAUUACAUGAAGGCUCUCCAGGGCAUCCUGGGAAAGUUCAUACCAAAAGGACAGCCCUCCCGGGGUGCAAAACUGAGCACAAGCGAGCAUCCCGACCCCGGGGGAGAAACCGCCAGGGUUGUCACCUUCUCUGCUCCUGGGGAAAUGCAAGCGUUGGCCCCAGUGGUUAGAGAGAAGGAGAAGAUGCUGAUAGAGGUCAGCAGUUCGGGGGACAGGAAAGUGAUCAUCAGUCCUCGGGAGAAACCCAGCAAGAAGUCCCCGGACAACCAGAUGGUGGUCGUUUUCGAAAAGGGCUCCCCAGGCCUCCAGUAUCUAGACAGAGGUAACUCUUAUCCAGAAUCCCAGCAGUACAAAGAAAGGGAUACGGUGACCGAGCGCCCCUCUCCGGCCAGUCACUUGUCUGUGGAUGAGCUGGCUGCAAUGGGACUCUCUCAGAGGCCAGUCUCCCUGGGUGUCACCAGAGUCCUGCAGCCUUCAUCCUUCGCCGCUAACCCGGUCAUGUACCAGCCUCCCGUGUACAUGGGUCCUCCGCUCGACUACGCCGGCUACCGCAGCAACAUCCUCCAGGCUUCCCACUACGCCUCCAUGGGCAACAGCAGCAACGUCCCCCAGGCCGUGAAGAACUGGGGAGGCUUCGGCGGUUACGCCCCCACGUCAGAAGUGCACUUGCCGAACUGGCCCCGAGACUGGAAGCCGUCAGGAGAAGAUCCGGCCCUGAAUUUUCACUUGGUUCAUUUCCCCGGAAGCUCAGCGGCGAGCCAGGAGAGGAUGACCGUCCAGGCGGGGAUACCAUCACAUUCUUGUGCAGGCUGUGCAGCUGGUUCCCCCCCAGGGAGCCACUGGAAGGGAAGCCUGGGUUUCAUCGACACCCACUGUCACUUGGACUUGCUCUUCUCCAAGAUGUCUUUCCAAGGGUCCUUUAAGAAGUUCAUGGAAAUGUAUAGCCAGUCCUUCCCUAAGGAAUUUCAGGGCUGCAUCUCUGAUUUCUGUGAUCCUCGCACACUGAAGGAUGGCAUGUGGGAAGAUCUUCUGAAGGAGGAUCUGGUCUGGGGGGCCUUUGGCUGUCACCCCCAUUUCGCACGUUACUACAACGAGACUCAGGAGAGAAACAUCCUGCAGGCCUUACGACACCCCAGGGCCGUGGCGCUUGGAGAAGUGGGUUUGGAUUACUCGUACAAGUGCACCACCCCUGUCCAGCAGCAGCAGAAGGUAUUUGAAAGGCAGCUGCAGCUGGCCGUGUCCCUGAACAAGCCCUUGGUGAUCCACUGCCGGGAGGCUGACCAAGACCUGCUGGCCAUCAUGAAACGAUACGUGCCUCCUGACUACAAGAUCCAUAGGCACUGCUUCACUGGCAGUUACCCGCUCGUUGAGCCCCUCUUGAAGUACUUCCCUAACAUGUCUGUGGGUUUCACAGCCGUCCUGACUUACUCUUCGGCCUGGGAGACCCGGGAUGCCCUGACGCAUAUCCCACUGGACAGAAUCGUCGUGGAAACGGAUGCUCCCUAUUUCUUGCCUCGGGGGGUUCCCAAAAGCCUUUGCCAGUAUGCCCACCCGGGCCUGGCCCUGUACACGGUUCGAGAGAUCGCCAGAAUCAAAGGUCAGCCGCUCACCCAAAUCUUGGCCACCUUGCGUGAGAACACCAACUACAUCUACAAUAUUUAAGCAAGGAGGGAGUGGUCAGGCGUCUUCCAGAAAAGGGAGACCAGCGGCCUGACAGCACAGACUUGAUGUGAACUCUGCCUGCGUCUCGAGGUCAAGACGUGUUCCAGAAGCCCACUAGAACAGCAAAAAAAAGACCGCGGCGGGCUGUUUUCUUCAAAACCUCUUCGUAAGACUUCUCCUUGUGACUGGUAGGAUGGGGUGCAGAAUGGCAGGAUGGGUAGGGGGAACCACCCUCGAUGUGGUUUACCAGGGUUUUUCCUCCUGGCCAAAUUGUGCCAGGACGGACAGUAAGAAAAGAAAGCGUUCCAUAGGGUACAAGUUGGCUAAAUCCAGCUGCCUGUUCUCUGCAUCCUGGGGCUUUGAGUGGUUGCUGCAUAAAGUCACCCUCCUACUUGUCUUUAAAAAACACAGAACAAACAAAAAAGGAAUGUGGGAGUUUCAAAGGGAGCCCGGUGAUUUGUUCUGUGGGUUCCCAAAAUGUAGUUGUUGUUCUAGGAAUUCUCUAACCCGUACGGUUUGUCGUUAAAUUCAUCACUCAGUGACUGCGACUUGCAGUUUCUUGUUUCUAAAGAUAAGCCAAUACUAGCAUUUCAUCUCAAAGGCCAUGGAUUUAGGUAAAAAUUAGCCCAUGAAUAGGCAGAACGGGCUGGGGGGCGGGGGCGGCCGGCUCUCCGUGGAGGCACUUCCAGCGACCGGGAGCCAGGUCAGUUGAAUCUUGGAACAGCGCUGAGAUGAGUUUUGCAUCUGAACUGAACUUGCAAAGCUUGUGUGAUUCCAAAUCUCUUCACGGAACCAGUAUAUUAAUAGCAACUGCUGUUCAGAUUGCUCUGACUGUUAACAAGGCCCAACUGUAUACCACUUAGAAAUACUGUUCUCCUGGAGGACAGAAACAGAGGAGCUUUAGCUUCCCGCUUGGCAAACAGCCGUCCUCCCAGAGAAAUUUGCAGGAACUCCCAUUUUAGGAAAAUAUUGGAGUUCUGAAACUUAGUUCUGCCAGCCAAAACACACACCUAAAUCCAAGAGUCCCAUUAUCGGAUGAGAAGGGCCAUUUUACUUUAUUUUUUUGAAUGUUUAUUUUUGAGUGCGAGCAAGUUGGGGAGGGGCAGAGGGAGAGGGAGAGAGAGUGAGUCCCAAACGGUCCCAAGUCAGCGCAGAGCCCGACGUGGGGCUUCCAACUCCACAUCCCGUGAUACCGUGACCUGAGCUGGAAUCAAGAGUCGGAUGUUUAACAGACGGAGCCACCCAGGCACCCCAAGGAGUGCCAUCCGUUUUAAAGACGGAAAAUUUCUUUUAUUCUCACAAACCGACUUGAUGAAAACGGGCCCAGCGUUCGCUAGACUUCUCUGGGUUCCCGUGUGUCCUUUUAUCUGGAUCCUGAAAAAUCCGCUGGCUCCCCCUCUGGUUCUCGGCUCAAAAGUCUCCUCCACAGGGAAGCCCUCCCUGACCACCAAAUACAUAAAUGCUCCCCUCACCUGGGAGGAAAAAACUCCCUGGCUUACUGUUUGGCUUUCAUCAUACCACUUGGCACAGGCUGGAUUGUGUUGUUAGUCUGCCUGUGCGAUCAUUGGUUCUCCUCCCCACUAGGUUUAGAAGCUUGCCAUUCUUCAUCACACCCGAUGAACACACACCUUGUACAUACACCCUUUGUUAGAACAGUAUCUGGAACAGUGCAGGCCCUCAGCAAAGAUUUAACAUGGGAGUUACUGUCUCCCUGGAUGGGAUAAGUGACGUCACUGACACCUGGGAGUUAAGUGACAGUAUUUUGUGCAGGGGGGGGGGGCGGGGGACAGAUAGUAGGGAGAGCACAGAGAAAUAAACCACCAUCUCUAGCAUGCCCUUUAAAAGGCGAGGCAAAAGAAUUGACGGGCGGCGAUACUCUCUCUGUUUCCACGUCCUCCGGAGUAAGAGACUAUUAGAGAGGGUCGAACCCUGCCAGGACCCUGAUAGUUCGUGUUUCUGUAAAUAACCCUGAAUGUAUCAUAGAUUUUUCUUUUCCCUCUUUGCUGCGGAUCCAGUUUUUUUUUUUUUUGAGAAGAAGGAAGCGGAAGUGUAAGAAAGCUGUUAAGAGCUUUACUUUUCUUUAGGAGAACAAAAGAAGUCCAGUGUCAAAGGUGCAAGUUGAUUAUCUUUUCAAGACCGAAAAGCCUUCCAACACGAAGCCAGUGUUUUGAGGCAAGGCUUUUUUUGUUCCCCCAUUUAAUGCACAGUGUAAAGAGACACGGCACAGAGUGUGUCCCUCAACCCACAGGAGCCCUGAGCUUUUUAUAAAGGGUUGCAGAAAACAAGGUUCCUUGGACACACAUCUUGGGGGAAAUACUGAGUUAUAACAAAGUUCCACACUUUUACUUUGGGGAUCUCACAUGUCCUUUGAUACGCUGAUGUGAGCCACACGUCCCCAAGAGGGUGUUUCUCAAGGUUACCUCUAGAUUAGUUUGAUUCAUUCGAGAUAACAAUUCAGCAAGCUCAAGUUCUUUGGGACCGCAAGCGUGGGAAACACCUCAGUCACACUCUUCGCUGUUGCGGUCCCCUUACCACAUCGUGUACUUCUCUGUGCUCCUCACACCCUUUUUCAUUGCCCUUUCUAGCUGCCUAAGAUCCAUGGAGAACAAAACACAAAAUGUCAUUGAUCCGGUCCUAGCAAGGUGACAUUACCAAGUGGGCAUUUCAAAAAUGGGUGUGAAUGAACAAUUGCAUUUGUAAGUACACGUUGCACAAAAGAGAGAGAAAAUAUAUAUACACACAACAAUUAAUUUUCCUCUCCAAAAAAGAAGUAUCUCCUUUUUAUACGGAGAAAAUACUUUUCUUAUCUGUUCCUCUCCCUCUGCAUUUUUAUGGCAAACGCAUAGACUAUGCUCUGCAGUGUUUCUAACACGCGGGAGAGCGCCUUGCCAUAGUUCAGCUUUAUUUCUUCAGGAAUGGGAGUGGACAGUGUGGUUUUUUUUCUGAGUGCAGUACAUCCAAA
This is a messenger RNA of Neofelis nebulosa (Clouded leopard), 5573 nucleotides long. Its product is annotated as putative deoxyribonuclease TATDN2. The coding region runs from base 785 to 2611 and encodes 608 amino acids. Lineage: Eukaryota; Metazoa; Chordata; Mammalia; Carnivora; Felidae. The record is from RefSeq and is a predicted model, not a curated record. Gene Ontology annotation, molecular function: hydrolase activity, acting on ester bonds. The transcript has a single exon.